GAGGAGGAGGAGGAGUGAGUACCACUCUUCCCUGCUCUGCCUUGCUGAAGUAGACUAACAACCACGUCUACAGCUAAGCAGGUCAGACCGAAGUAGAAGACAAGAGACAAUCAAGAUAACAAAGACAAUCGAUGGGUAGAAUGGAGCUUAAACUGAGCUGACAGAUUUGACUGAAAUGCUGUGAUAGUUUUUAGGCUUAUGCAUUCUUGUAGGCACACUGAAGUAUUCUUUUCAUGAAGAAUUCAAUAGGAUAAUAUGUAUUGAUUUAUUACGUUGAAUAGCUAAUUUCAUCGCUCAGUUUUGGAAUAACAUACGGUAACCAAAAGGACAAUUCUGGCAAAUAGGACUUGUCGACUUUUUGCGGUUUCCACGGCUGCAUAAAGUUUUUGUCUAUUUUUUUUCCACACUUCUGUUGUUGUAGCCCACUAUUUUUGUGAGAGUGGCAGUUCUUUUGGACAGUUUCUUCACCAUUUGGAAUGUUACAUCGGCUGAAGAUGUUGAGGUUGUUGUUCGGUGCGCUGGCAAGUAUAUUGUUGGCACAAGGAGGAACGACGGACACAGAAGUGAGACCAGAGAUGUGGUUGCAGCAGUAUGGGUACCUGCCCCCGGGAGAUGUUCGGGCUCAAGCUAUACGCUCCCCUAAGUCCAUUCGCACUGCCAUCUCAUCCAUGCAGAAGUUCUACGGCCUCACUGUCUCAGGGAAGAUCGACCCAGCAACCAUCUCGGCGAUGAAGCGUCCUCGCUGCGGUGUGGCUGAUAAGUUCGGCUCGGAGCUGAAGAGCAACCUGAGGAGAAAGCGUUACGUUAUCCAAGGCCUCAAGUGGGACAAGAGAGAGAUCACUUUCAGCAUACAAAACUACUCCCCUAAAGUAGGCGAGCAUGAGACCUUUGAGGCCAUCAGGAAGGCCUUUAAGGUGUGGGAGAAAGUGAUUCCUCUCAGAUUCCGUGAGAUCCCCUACAGCCACAUCAAGGGCAAAGUUGACAAGUUUGCAGACAUCAUGCUCUUCUUUGCGGAUGGUUUCCAUGGCGACAGUACACCAUUUGAUGGCGAAGGGGGCUUCUUGGCCCAUGCUUAUUUCCCUGGGCCGGGCAUCGGGGGCGACACUCAUUUUGACAGCUCAGAGCCAUGGACAACAGGCAAUGAGGACCAAGGCGGUAAUGACAUCUUCCUGGUGGCUGUGCAUGAGCUCGGCCAUGCCCUGGGUCUGGAACACUCCAACAAUCCAUCAGCCAUCAUGGCACCGUUCUACCAGUGGAUGGAAACUGAGAACUUUGAACUGCCCGACGACGACCGCCUAGGAAUCCAGCAGAUCUACGGAACCAGGACAGGGGAACCGCCUGCUCCUCCCAAGCCCACCCGCAAACCUGACCCGCGAAAGCCCUCUCACGGCCCUGAUAUCUGCGAAGGCCACUUUGACACAAUUGCUAUGUUGAGAGGAGAGAAGUUUGUCUUCAAGGAUAAGUGGCUGUGGCGUGUGCGUGACAACAAAGUCCUGCAAGGAUACCCCCGGCUCAUUGAAAACAUCUUUAAGGGUCUGCCAGACACCAUUAACGCAGCUUACGAACGCAACGAUGGGAAAUUUGUUUUCUUCAAGGAUCAAAGGUAUUGGGUGUUCAAUGAGUACACCAUGGAGAAAAGCUACCCUAAGAGUCUGAAGGAGAUGGGUACUGGGCUUCCCAAAGACAAGCUGGAUGCUGCUAUCUUCUACACUCCCACUGGCAUGACGUAUUUCUUCAGGGGAGACAAAUAUUACCGCUUUAAUGACAACACUCAGUCUGUGGACCCUGACUACCCCAAACCCAUCAGUGUGUGGAAGGGAGUUCCCAGCAACCCCAGAGGCGCCAUGAUGAGUGAGGAUGGAGAAUUCACGUACUUCUACAAGGCCAAUAAAUACUGGAAGUUCAACAACCAGCACCUGAAGGUGGAGUCUGGCUUUCCCAAAUCCGUCCUGAGUGGCUGGAUGCAAUGUGACAGCGAGGAUCCCAAGAAGGGUGAGACCGACGUCUACUUCGAGGUGGACGAGUCCGGGCAGGAGGGGGUCGGAGCCACCGCCGUGGUGGUACCUCUCUUCUUGUUGGCGUGUGUGCUUUGCACCCUGGGAGCUCUGCUGUUCUUCCGCAGAUACGGCACCCCUCGCCGUCUGCUUUACUGCCAGAGGUCCCUGCUGGACAAGGUGUAAAAAGGGAAAGGUACGACACAGACCAGCAAGAGAUAGAUAGAUAGAUGAGACAGACAAAUGAGAGGGCUAUGAGGAAAAAGGGGAGGGUUGGUUUAAAGGAGAAUGGUAUGGUACUGGGUAAAGUAGCAGAAUGGGGGAUGAUGAAGUGAAAGAGGAAGAUGAGGGGGGACUUGAAUGGGUUUUUUUUAGGGGAUAUCGAAGGGGUCAAAGGGGUCAAAGACAAGAAGAGGUUUCUGCUUCAAAGAAAGAUGUCUGUUUAUGUUUAUAUAUUUACAUUGUACAGUUAUGUCUUCUGGCUCUUUGAACAAACCCAAACAAGAGAGAAAUGCAAAGAUUGGAUAUCCAGGUAUUCCCGAGGGGUAUCUCUCAUCAGGUUCUCUUCUAGUGACUGCCCAGGUCCCUUUCCGAAGAUCUCUGUUUCAAACUUGACUCCAGCUGUAUCGCUGUAUGGUUAGCAUUCUUUAUUUUUUCCUCCUUUUUUCUUUUGUAUCUUUUGAUAAGACAACACCAGAAAAUGUCCCCCAUUUGCUUCUCAUAAAUUACCCCUGUAUCAAGCCAUUUGCUUAUCACGAGCACGGUGAGCAGGAGGAGCUCAGUCCAUAUCUUCACCCUUCAGUGCACUUUUGCCCUCAGAUCUCGAAGAGUACAGGACACCAUGCGUGUGUCGACAUGAAUGUUUUUGAGGAGACCACAGAAACACAUUUCUCCUGUUAUUUGGUACGGAUUCUGGGAGUCAAUACAUACAAUUGUUACUGCUUAGCAUUAUGAAGGACAACUUUGAUAUGAGUGUUUACUAGUUACAGUGUGUACAGAAAGGUGUAUGCGCUGUUAAAAGUGCAUUGUGAGUGCCUUCUAGAGACAGACAAACCCUUUAUACUCUGCUACAUGUCUGAACUGGAAAAACUGAAACAUUCCCCAACUCCAAGCAAACUAAAACAUUUGAUUACAAAUGAAGGCCUUUAGCACUUACUUUAAAACAAAACAGAGGUGACAGAAGAGCAAAGAGCAAAUUUGGAUCAAAUUGUAUUCCUUUUUUAUGACUUAAAUGACUAAACAAAUGGGUAUUUAACACUAUCAUUAACCAUUAUUUAAUAUCCAGUAUGAUGUAAUUGUUAGACCUAGUCUGAAAUCAAAGCAUGCAUCAGAUUAGGAUGGUAUUCACCCUUCCAGCAGCCCCCUGCUCUCUCUGCUUCUUUGAGGUGACCUAGGUGGCAGCCAUUUUGUACAGUGAGGGAUAGGUCAGUUGUGUGGAGAGAAUUAAUCAGUUCCUGAUUGAACCCAGUUUAAUGGAUUUCUCUCAGAGUAGAGCAUUUUUGAUUGGAACAAUUUGAAGUAAAUUGUGUUUUUUUUUUUUGUUGCUAUUAUUAUAAUUAUUAUUGUUUUGUACAACUAUUGCUAUUGUUGUGGCUAUUAUGAUUAUUGAUUUUUUUUUUUUAUUGUUCUCCACUUUGUACUCUAAAUGUAUUUCUAUUAGUGUCAUUGCAAGUCCUGCUGGACAGAGGCAUUCCAUGGCAGAUUUUUAAAACUGCUAUCAAACUUGUAUCAUGUUGCUCCAUCGGGUGAGGUGUGAGCGAGGAAAAGCAGGGAAGGUUUCUUUAUGUGAAGCCUGCUUGUGUUCAUAGUAGUUAUCAUGUGACGACAACAAUUGACAUUUUUUUAAAAGCCUGAUGUAUUGUCUAGAAAGAUUCAAAUGCAAAGGAAGCAGCUUAAACCAAUGUUGCUGGUAAUUCUAUUUAUAACGAUUCUGAAGGAAGGGAACAAGUUGUUGCUUGCUACAAUCUUUUUGUAUUUUAUGAAUGCAAAAAUAAAGUUAUUUUCUAAACGUUA
Molecule: messenger RNA, 4007 nt
Organism: Clupea harengus (Atlantic herring)
Lineage: Eukaryota; Metazoa; Chordata; Actinopteri; Clupeiformes; Clupeidae
Gene: mmp14a
Product: matrix metallopeptidase 14a (membrane-inserted)
Biological process (GO): collagen catabolic process; extracellular matrix organization; skeletal system development
Cellular component (GO): plasma membrane; extracellular matrix
Molecular function (GO): metalloendopeptidase activity; zinc ion binding
Source: RefSeq, a predicted model, not a curated record